GCUCCGCCGGGCUUCAAAUUGGACAUUUCCGCAUCUCGGUCCGUCCUCUCGUCUGAUCCCUCCACACGAAGGGAGCCUUGCGUUUUGUGCUUCGGAACCGAGACGUCGCCUUCGCCAUGGUUGAGCAGUUUGUCGGAACCUGGAAGCUGACGGCCAGCGAGAACUUUGAUGAAUACAUGAAGGCAAUUGGUGUGGGCUUCGCCACCCGGCAGGUGGGCAACAUGGCAAAGCCCAACCUCGUGAUCAGCGUGGAUGACGCUGGCCUCAUCUCGAUGAGGUCCGAGAGCACUUUCAAGACCAAAGAAAUCAAGUUCAAGCUGAACGAGGAAUUUGACGAGAUGACGGCGGACGACCGACAGACCAAGACCGUCAUCACUUUUGAGAAUGGCAAACUAGUGCAGAAGCAGACGUGGGACGGCAAAUCUACAACUCUGGAACGAGAGAUUCAAGAUGGCAAACUAACUGCUAAAUGCAUCAUGGGUGAUGUUGUUGCGCUGAGGAUUUAUGAGAAGGGGGCUUAAGUCCUGUCUUUCAUCAGUGAAUAAACUACAAGACAUUUUGCAUAAAAGAAUUCCAAUAAAAUCUAUAAAAGUGUC
Messenger RNA from Syngnathoides biaculeatus (alligator pipefish), 596 nucleotides. It is a transcript of the gene fabp4b, whose product is annotated as fatty acid binding protein 4b. The transcript has 4 exons. The coding region runs from base 117 to 521 and encodes 134 amino acids. Gene Ontology annotation, molecular function: fatty acid binding. The record is from RefSeq and is a predicted model, not a curated record. Gene Ontology annotation, cellular component: nucleus; cytosol. Lineage: Eukaryota; Metazoa; Chordata; Actinopteri; Syngnathiformes; Syngnathidae. Gene Ontology annotation, biological process: fatty acid transport.